ACUUCGCUUCCUGCACAACAGACGUUCAGACGUAAUGCGUGGGACGUCUAGCAGCAGGGUCGGCACGUUCAUAUCUACCUCCCUCGUCGCGACAAAGCGUCCAAGUGCGCUCUGCUCAAGACGUCCACCAUCCGUCGCCCGUCUACUACACUAACGUACCAAUGCCUCUCGCAUUACGCCUCCGCAUCCCAACGACGAACGCAGUGCGUCGUGCAGGGCUAGCUCGACCCGCGCUGCUACCGGCGCGCCCGUUCGUUCGCGCACACCACUGCCCUCCAGGGCAACAAUCUCCCUUGGACCCGGCCAACCAGCCCAAGACGGGCGAACAGCCCGCGUACGGUCCCAUAGGCGUGGCAGCAGCGCUGCACCACUCGCCGAACGACCCCGCGCCGACUCCCACGCUCUUCCGGCACGAGUUCUCGCUCGCGGACCGCGUCGCGCUCGUCUCGGGCGGGAACCGCGGACUCGGGCUCGAGAUGGCGCUCGGGCUCGUCGAGGCGGGCGCGCGCGCCGUAUACUGCGUCGACCUGCCGCGGGAGCCCUCGGACGAGUGGCAGCAGGUGCGCGCGUACGCGGCGCGCAUGGCGGACACGGGCGGCGAGGGCCGGCUCGAGUACGUCUCCGGAGACGUCACGGACCAGGAGGCGAUGUGGAAGAUCGGACAGGAUAUAGGCGACAGGGAGGGCCGCAUGGACGCGUGCAUUGCUGCUGCGGGCGUCCUCAAGUCUCACACGGACUGUCUCGAGUACCCCGCGUCGCAAUUUCGGGAGGUGAUGGACGUCAACGUGAACGGCGUUCUGUUUACUGCGCAAGCGGCCGGACGACAGAUGGCGCGUUUUGGAAAUGGAGGCAGCAUAGUCCUCAUCGCGAGCAUGAGCGGUUCCAUCACGAACAAGGAUCAUGCUUGGGUGUCAUACAACACGUCGAAAUCAGCGGUUCUGCAGAUGGCGCGCAGCAUGGCAUGUGAACUGGGCCCGAAGCGGAUCCGGGUGAACACACUCAGCCCUGGACACAUUUACACCAACAUGACCGCAGCAUACCUCGACACGCAGCCUCAUCUGCUGGGGAAAUGGGCGGGCCUGAAUCCGAUGGGCCGAAUCGGACGGCCAGACGAGCUUCGCGGCGUCGUCACUUGGCUGACGAGCGACGCGAGCACGUUCGUUGGUUACACGCGCAGCAUCCUAGUCAGCGGCGGACAUCAUUCAUGGUGAUGCGUGUUCCAAGAACAGUUUUGAAUCGUGUACCAAUAUUUCCAUUUACUGCCGAGACCAGACGAUGGCUCUCGGAGCGUAGCGUCUUCUGGGACAGUUGUCACCGACUCGUGUGCCGUCGUCGUUGAGAUGCUGCUGCGGCGGCGGAAUGGCCGCGUCAAGUGGCAACAGUCAAGGACAGUUACGAUGAGACGGUGCCGAGUAGUGCCUG
Molecule: messenger RNA, 1422 nt
Organism: Phanerochaete carnosa HHB-10118-sp
Lineage: Eukaryota; Fungi; Basidiomycota; Agaricomycetes; Polyporales; Phanerochaetaceae
Exons: 7
Coding region: 162-1211 (349 amino acids)
Cellular component (GO): intracellular anatomical structure
Molecular function (GO): oxidoreductase activity, acting on NAD(P)H, oxygen as acceptor
Source: RefSeq, a predicted model, not a curated record